Molecule: messenger RNA, 2313 nt
Organism: Penicillium samsonianum
Lineage: Eukaryota; Fungi; Ascomycota; Eurotiomycetes; Eurotiales; Aspergillaceae
Product: Mcm10/DnaG-type zinc finger protein
Exons: 1
Coding region: 1-2313 (770 amino acids)
Biological process (GO): DNA replication initiation; DNA replication
Cellular component (GO): nucleus; replication fork protection complex
Molecular function (GO): single-stranded DNA binding; DNA replication origin binding
Source: RefSeq, a predicted model, not a curated record
AUGCAACGCACUCGAGAGAAUCUGACAUCGCCAUUGAAGCGCUCAAGUACCACACCCAAUCUCCGAUCAAAAGCGAGUCAAAUUGUGGACGAAGAUGAUGGGGAAGAGGAGGACGAAGAAACCCUGCAGCUUCAGCUAGCCGAGAUCAAAGCGCGCUUGAAGUUGAAGAAACUCCAACAGAAGAAUCGCGGAAGGUCUAGUUCCAAUCUUGACGACGAAGAUGUCCGACCAAAUUCCGCAAUCAGCGCUCUGCGAACAGAAGACCGUGGUGCAACGCCAAGAAUCGCUAAUGGAGGGAGGCAAAGAACGAGCAGCGAUGGAAUCCAGGUUCCGGCAUCACCUACCAAGCGAGAACUGCCCCCCGCCGACCCAAUAUCGCCUCGGAGGUAUGUCAUGGGCAUUGAUAAGGGCUGGAAGGCCAAUGAUGUAUCCUUGAAACGACCUCCAAGCUCAAGACCCGGUCCUCGACCAAGUAGUCAUAUGGGAUUUCGAGACGGUGCUACACCGCGCUCUAAUGACAUAUUCGGCUCGCGGCCCCAGACUUCCCCUUCAUCAACGGGAGGCAUCAACCGAAUAAAAAGUUUCAGCGAGAGAAUGGCGGAAGGCAGGGCGGCUGAGAAAUCUCGGCUGGAGAGAGCAGAAAGGGUCCAGGCUAACCGCAGUUCGGCUUUUCAAGUCGACAAGUCGGAGAUUGAGGCCUUCAAAGCUGCAGCUUCAGAUACAAGGCAUUCCCCUCCACCGUCAGUAUCACGAGAGCGGCCCAUGGAAAGCUUCAGCCGUGAGGAUAUUCUUCGAUCUAUUGGACAAUCCCGCCCAUCCGGUCUACAACGCAGUAAUACAACUCCGAACGUUCGACGAACCGAGGGCAAUGGUCACAACGAGAGACCGUCUCAUCUACAUAGGCGAACUCAUACGGCAGAAGAAGAACCAAGUUCCUCUCACAAACUAGGCCAAACAGAUGAUGCUUUGGUGAAGGCCCCGGAUUCUUCAAAAUUCGAGUCCUACUCGUCGCUACAUCUAUCAAGCCGAGUUCUUCCGCAUUCUUUCUUGAGCCGCACACUCGCAGAAAAGAGAGUUCUACGCAUUCCUGAUCUACUGAAAACCGUCAAGGCACCCGCAUUCGAGCUCCCAGAGGACAUCGAUGGGGACUUUGUGGUAUUUGGCAUCGUUGCGUCCAAGUCCGACCCUAGGGACAAGAAAGCUUUGGGGAACACGUCGGCUAAAGAUAAGGACCCUUAUGAUGAUGGGCUUAACAACACGAACAGAUAUAUGGCCAUUACCCUGACCGAUCUGAAAUGGACUAUUGACCUCUUCCUUUUUGACACUGCUUUCCCCCGUUAUUACAAAAUCUCGGAAGGGACUCUCGUCGCAAUUCUGAACCCCACAAUCAUGCCUCCGCCAAAGCACAAGCUGGACACAAACAGAUUUAGCCUGUCUUUGUCCUCAUCAGAUGACAAGGUCCUCGAAAUUGGCAAGGCACGGGAUAUUGGGUUCUGCAAGGCUGUGAGAAAGGACGGAAAGACCUGCGAAUCCUGGAUAGAUAGUCGAAAGACCGAGUUCUGUGACUUCCACGUUGAUAUCCAGAUCCGACGCACUCAGGGCCAACGAUCGGGAGUCAAUGCUGACACGGGUAUGCUUGGUCCUGGCGGUAAAUCCGGCUCGCGUACCGGAUUGUUUGGCCAAGGAGUGAAGCGAGGAGCUUCUUUCAAGCAAGGCAUGAAACACGAUGGCCCUCAGUAUGACAUGGGAUCUCAAUCGCUAUACUACGUGGCGCCCUCCAGAAACCGCGGUGCUGGCCGUUCGUCAUACAACCCUAUGGGAGGCUCGGCGGCAAACCUGAUUGAUGCCCAUGACGAUCCCUUCAUCGCCUCAGGUAUGAUGGGCCGCGGUAUGGACAGCAAGGAGGAACGAAUGCGCAGGCGUCUUGCGACCCAACAGCGAGAGCGUGACAUAACACAAAAGCUAGUUUCGGGCCGUGUCGGUGGCGUGGGCGCCGAGUACCUUCGCACAAGGACCAGCAACGAGAGUCCAAACAAGGAAAAAGCACCAGGCACCCCCUUGCCCAAGAGCCCCACGACAACCAACGGCAUGGAUAUGACCACCUUCGGCAAAGCCAAGAACGUCCGUUUAAGUCCAAUGAAGCGUGCCCAUGACAAGCCCCACGGUAGCGGGGUCAAGAAGACACGGUUCAUCACUUCAAGGGGUAUCAAGGAGGCUGGCCGGGAGAGCCUGGGUGCUCCGGCUGAGACCACGCCCAGUGGGAAACAGGCACUCUUGGAUGAUGACGACGACGAUGACCUGGAGUUUAUUUGA